Molecule: messenger RNA, 646 nt
Organism: Drosophila virilis
Lineage: Eukaryota; Metazoa; Arthropoda; Insecta; Diptera; Drosophilidae
Product: Golgi-associated plant pathogenesis-related protein 1
Cellular component (GO): extracellular region
Source: RefSeq, a predicted model, not a curated record
UCAGUCUCGUUUGAAUAACGGCACGAGUCUGUGACAAGUCUCGAAAUAGCAAGUGCAUUAGGAGCAUUAAUUGAAUAAAAACUUUGCAAGUGCUGCCGAAACAAUAUUGCAAAGUAUUCGAAGCAAAAUGAGUGUUCAGGCUUUCGAACAAGAGGUGCUUGAGGCCCACAAUGCCUACAGAGCUCAGCACAAUGCGCCUCCAUUGCAGCUAGACGACAAUCUAUCCAAAUUGGCCACCAACUGGGCUAAGCAUCUGCUGGCCAACAAUCGCAUGGAACAUCGCCAGAACAGCGGAUAUGGAGAGAACAUCUACAUGGCUUCGGGUGGUAAUUUGGGUGGUGCCGAUGCAGUUGACUCCUGGUAUCAUGAGAUCAAUGACUACAAUUGGCGUGCCCCUUCCUUUCAAAUGAACACUGGCCACUUUACCCAGGUGGUUUGGAAAUCCUCCAAGCGGCUAGGUGUAGGAUUUGCUCGACGUGGCAACACAAUUUACGUCGUAUGCAACUAUGAUCCACCUGGCAACUAUAAUAACAUGUACCGUGAGAAUGUCAGUCCCCCAUCAAAUUAGAAGAAGAUUAACAUCGAAAACCUUUUUGACAACGUUUGUUGAAGCUUCUCUUAAUAAAAAAAAAAUUAUAUAAAGUAA